AUGGCCUGCAUCACCGAGACGCGCGUCCCGUCCCCCUCUCUCUCCGAGUUCAACACCCCCCUCUCAGAACACACCCCUCCCUUCCGGGGACGGCUGGAAGAGUCCCCCGCCUGCACCCCUGAGAUGGACCUGACCCCCACCCAGUGUGUCCUGCGGAAUGUACUAUCCAUCGACACCGGGGGUGCUCCGGUGCCUGAGGGCGGGGGAGGUGGAAGAGGUGGCCAUAAUGAAGAACACACCUGCGGGGGACACAGCCCCACGCCGAGCGAAGAACAGCAGGAGUACUUUGCCAACAGCGUGCUGAAACUCCAUGAGAAUGGGGAAGGAGGGGGGAGGACAGAGGGAGAGGGCCAGGACGCAGAGGGAGGGGCAGUCCGGAGCAAGGCUGAUGAUGUGAGACUGCUGUCGGGAGGAAGUGGAGGGUUUCUGGAGGGACUGUUUGGGUGUCUAAAGCCAGUCUGGACCAUGAUCGGCAAGGCCUACUCCACCGAACACAAACACAAUUUGGAAGGUAAGAAGAGAGAUAGGGAUUGUAGUUAGGGUCAGGAGCUUCUCCUGACCACAUGACUUGACCAGGAAACAAUACAAAUAUUGACCCUUCUUGCACACUAUUGUGUGUGAUCACAAUUUGAACAGAUGUAAUGAUAGCUUUUUGGUAUGCCUUUUCAGAAAAUGCUUGCUUUUAAAGACAUGCUCUGGAAUUGUGGCGACUAGUAAAUAUUUUUUCAACCUACCGCUUUGGGCUGGAUGUGUCAAUGAGUAGUUCAUACAUGCAUAAUCUAUGAGCAGAAUUACUGGCUUACCUCAGCUAGCCACGAAAUCCCUAGUUUGAAAGCGACUGUUUACUGGAAGCAGUGCGGCACCAUUUUCCCUACAUUUUCCCCCAAGUGGGCCAGCCCCCUAGCAAUUCGAGUUCCAGCCAAUGAGCUUUAGCCCCUUGCCAUUUGAGUGACAGCUAGCAAGAUGCACACACAGUAGAGUGAGCGAGAGAGUGCAAUGAUGUGGUGCACAUAUCUGCACAUAUGUGACGUAGUACACAAUUUUCAGGGAUCACUUUUGGCUCGUGAGCAUUACUUUCAGAACUACUGGCUAAAAAGAAUACAAAAGUACUGAAGAAUCUCUUUAAGUAUGGAUGAAAGCGUUGAUACACAACAAAAGUAUGUGGACCCCUGCUCGUUAAACAUCUCAUUCCAAAAUCAUGGGCAUUAAUAUAGAGUUGGGCCCUCCUUUGCUGCAAUAACAGCCUCCACUCUUCUGGAAAGGCUUUCCACUAGAUGUUGGAAUGAGGGGACUUGCUUCCAUUCAGCCACAAGAGCAUUAGUGAGGUCGGGCACUGAUUUUGGACGAUUAGGCCUGGCUCGCAGUCAGCAUUCCAAUUCAUCCCAAAGGUGUUCGUGAGGUUGAGGUCAGGGCUCUGUGCAGGCCAGUCAAGUUCUUCCACACCGAUCUCGACAAACCAUUUCCGAAUGGACCUCACUUUGUGCACAUGGGCAUUGUCAUGCUGAAACAAGAAAGGGCCUUCCCCAAACUGUACAGAAUCAUGUUGAAUGCUGUAGCGUUAAGAUUUCCCUUCACUGGAACUAAGGGGCCUAGCCCGAACCUUGAAAAACAGCCCCAGACCAUUAUUCCUCUUCCACAAACUUUACAGUCGGCACUAUGCAUUGGGGCAGGUAGCAUUCUCCUGGCAUCCGCCAAACCCAGAUUAGUCCGUCGGACUGCCAGAUGGUGAAGCGUGAUUCAUCAUUCCAGAGAACGCAUUUCCACUGCUCCAGAGUCUAAUGGCGACGAGCUUUACACCACUCCAGGUGACGCUUGGCAUCGCGCAUGGUGAUCUUAGGCUUGUGUGCAGCUGCUCGGCCAUGGAAACCCAUUUCAUGAAGCUCCCAACUAACAGUUAUUGUGCGGACAAUGCUUCCAGAGGCAGUUUGGAACUCAGUAGUAAGUGUUGCAACCGAGGACAGACGAUUUUUAAGCAUUGGAAAUACUUUUAGCGGAUGAUCUGCUUCUGUUCUGUGGGUGGCACUGUGUGCUGUUUUCGAAGGAUGGGUCCUGGCCCCUCGGGGGGCCUAGGGAUCCGGGGGGACGGGAGUGGUCUGCCGGUCACUGGGAAGACGGCCCAACUUGGGAUGGGGGAUUUAGCGGGUGGAAUAGUGGAGAACAAUUGGAGGGUUACUUAGUAGCAAUGCAAAUAUCAUUGUACAGCUAUAUGGACACUCAAUCACAAUGGUACUUUUUAAUGGUACAUUUACAAACAUAUAGUAUGAUAAAUAGGUAUUAGGUGAAAUAAGUAUAGCCAGUUAUAAUUGUAAUGGCUUAGCAGAUAAUAAGAAAAGAAGAACAAUAUUUACCUUGCUAAAAGAGAAGGAAUAUAAUAUCUAUUGUUUACAGGAAACUCAUUCAACAAUUUUUUGUGUGGAAAAAGGACUGGGGGGCGAAAUAUACUUUUCCCAUGGGAAAGAAACUCGAAAGGGGUGAUGAUAUUAAUUAACAGUAAUUUUGAUCCGAAUGUGCAAAUUGUCCAAACAGAUCCGCAAGGUAAAUAGAUGAUUUCAAAAAUGUUAUUGGACCAUAAACAGAUAUGGCUCAUUAACCUUUACUGACCAAAUAAUGAUGAUCCACGCUUCUUUGAAAAUAUAUACACUACUCGUUCAAGGGUGUUUCUUUAUUUUUACUAUUUUCUACUUUGUAGAAUAAUAGUGAAGACAUCAAAACUAUGAAAUAACACAUAUGGAAUCAUGCAGUAACCAAAAAAGUGUUAAACAAAUCAAAAUAUAUUUUAUAUUUGAGAUUCUUCAAAUAGCCACCAUUUGCCUUGAUGACAGCUUUGAACACUCUUGGCAUUCUCAUUCCAUCUCCUUUAACCGAAGCUAAUAAUAUGGAUUUUGUUUCUAUUCAUAUUGUAAAAUUAACAACCAUACAGAAAGACUAAUGUGAAGGCGAAAUUACAGAGGAGGAACUUCUUGAUGCAAUUAAAUCCUUUAAGUCCGGGAAAACUCCAGGGCUGGAUGGCAUACCAGUUGAGGUAUACCAAACCUUUUUUGAUAUACUCAGAGGACCGUUAUUAGCAUGUUUUAACAACUCCUAUGUAAAUGGUAGAUUAUCAGACUCUCAACAAGAGGGGCUGAUUUAAUUAUUACUGAAACAGGAUACAAGUGGGAAAUAUAAAGAUCCAGUCCAUUAAAAAAAUUGGAGGCCCCUUACACUUCAGUGUUGCGAUGCAAAACAUCUAGCAAAAUCUAUAACGCAUAGAAUUAAAAGGAAUUGUCGCACAAUAUUCAUUCUAAUCAGACAGGUUUUAUACAUGGACAAUACAUUGGAGAUAAUAUAAGGCAAGUACUGGAAACAAUAGAACACUAUGAAAAAUCUGGGAAACCAGGCCUGCUAUUAAUAGCUGACUUUGAAAAGGCUUUUGAUAAAGUACGACUGGAGUUUAUAUAUAAAUGCCUGGAACAUUUCAAUUUUGGAGAAUCUCUUAUAAAAUGGGUUAAAAUCAUGUAUAGUAACCCUGGGUGUAAAAUUGCAAAUAUUGGCUACUUCUCAGAAAGUUUUAAACUGUCAAGAGGACUAGAACAAGGAUGUCCACUAUCGGCAUAUAUAUUUAUUAUGGCCAUAUUAAAAUCAGAUCCAACAAUAAUAUCAAGGGAUUAGAAAUCCAGGGCUUAAAAACAAAGGUGUGGUACGCUGAUGAUUCAUGUUUUCUUUUAAAUCCAAAACGUGGGUCCCUCCACAGCCACGUAGAGGAUCUAGAUAAUUUUUCUAACCUCUCUGGAUUACAACCAAAUUAUGAUAAAUGUACUAUAUUACGUAUUGGAUCACUAAAAAAUACAACUUUUACAUUACUGUGUAGUUUACCAAUAAAAUGGUCUGAUGGUGAUGUGGAUAUACUCGGUAUACAUAUCCCGAAAGAAAGAAAUGAUCUCACUCCAAUAAAUGUUUAUAGAAAGUUAGCAAAAAUAGAUAAGAUCUUGCUACCAUGGAAAGGUAAAUACCUGUCUAUUUGUGGAAAUAUCACCCUGAUUAACUCUUUAGUAAUAUCCCAGUUUACCUAUUUGCUUGUGGUCUUGCCUACACAUAGCGAACCGUUUUUUAAAUUAUAUGAGAAAAAAAUAUUCCAUUUAAUUUGGAACGGCAAGCCAGACAAAAUUAAAUGGGCCUAUUUAUAUAAUGAAUAUGAAUUCGGAGAGUAUACAUUUUUAAAUAUUAAAGCAUUAGACCUCUCACUAAAGGCUUCAGUCAUACAAAAGUUAUACUUAAAUCUGAACUGGUUCUCCAGCAAAUUAGUAAGAAUGUCUCACCCUGUGUUCAAGAAUGGCCUUUAUCCCUUUAUUCAGAUUACAACCUCUCACUUUCAGUUAUCUCCCAAAAAUUGCUAUUUUUAAAACAAGUCAUAGAAAGUUGGUUGCAAUUUCAAUUUCAUCAACCAGAAAGGACAGAACAAAUAAUGCAACAAAUAUUGUGGUUAAACUCAAAUAUACUAAUUGAUUAAAAAAAGGCAUAAUUUUCGUAAAUUAUAUCAUAGGUAGGACUGGUGGAGUUAUGUUGCACAUGCAGCUAACAAAAACAUAUGGAAAUGUCUGCUCUACGCAAAAUUACAACCAACUAAUUGCAGCAUUACCGCAAAAAUGCAAGAGGAAAGUGGAAGGGGGAAAAAGUAAGGAACUUAUCUGUCGGCCCUACAUUAACGACUAUCAUUGGUUAAAGAAAAUUCGGAUAAAUAAAAAAGUAUACCAGUUUCAUUUAAGGACCAAAAAAUGGACAGCUGUGCCAUAUAGAUUGCAAAAUAGUUGGGAAGAGAUUUCUGACGUACCAAUUCCAUGGCACAGGGUUUAUGAACUGAUACGCAAAACGACACAGGAUUCAAAACUUUGAAUUUUUCAAUUUACAAUAUUAUACAAAAUUCUUGCAACCAAUAGAAUGUUAUUUAUAUGGGGGAUACAACCUUCCCAGCUCUGCAGAGUUUGCUGCGAAGAGACAGAAUCAUUAGAUAAUUUGUUUUGGUACUGUAGCUCAGCUGGUAGAGCACGGCGCUUGUAACGCCAAGGUAGUGGGUUCGAUCCCCGGGACCACCCAUACACAAAAAUGUAUGCACGCAUGACUGUAAGUCGCUUUGGAUAAAAGCGUCUGCUAAAUGGCAUAUUUAUUUAUUUAUUUAUUUUAUAUUUUUUUUCAAAAAACUAAAUGGGGGAUUGAAAGUGAUGCAUUGAUCUACACUACAAUCUAUCUGCAAUAUUAAAGCUGAUCUAACCCCCGCUAUGUGCUUCAGCAAUCGGCGGUCCCGUUCUGUGAGCUUUUGUGGCCUACCAUUCGCGGUUGAGCCAUUGUUGCUCAUAGAUGCUUCCACUUCACAAUAACAGCACUUACAGUGAGGGAAAAAAAGUAUUUGAUCCCAUGCUGAUUUUGUACGUUUUUCCACUGACAAAGACAUGAUCAGUAUAUGAUUUAAAUGGUAGGUUUAUUUGAACAGUGAGAGACAGAAUAACAACAAAAAAAUCCAGAAAAACGCAUGUCAAAAAUGUUAUAAAUUGAUUUGCAUUUUAAUGAGGGAAAUAAGUAUUUGACCCCUCUGCAAAACAUGACUUAGUACUUGGUGGCAAAACCCUUGUUGGCAAUCACAGAGGUCAGACGUUUCUUGUAGUUGGCCACCAGGUUUGCACACAUCUCAGAAGGGAUUUUGUUCCACUCCUCUUUGCAGAUCUUCUCCAAGUCAUUAAGGUUUCGAGGCUGACGUUUGGCAACUCGAACCUUCAGCUCCCUCCACAGAUUUUCUAUGGGAUUAAGGUCUGGAGACUGGCUAGGCCACUCCAGGACCUUAAUGUGCUUCUUCUUGAGCCACUCCUUUGUUGCCUUGGCCGUGUGUUUUGGGUCAUUGUCAUGCUGGAAUACCCAUCCACGACCCAUUUUCAAUGCCCUGGCUAAGGGAAGGAGGUUCUCACACAAGAUUUGACGGUACAUGGCACCGUCCAUCGUCCCUUUGAUGCGGUGAAGUUGUCCUGUCCCUUUAGCAGAAAAACACCCCCAAAGCAUAAUGUUUCCACCUCCAUGUUUGACGGUGGGGAUGGUGUUCUUGGGGUCAUAGGCAGCAUUCCUCCUCCAAACACGGCGAGUUGAGUUGAUGCCAAAGAGCUCGAUUUUGGUCUCAUCUGACCACAACACUUUCACCCAAUUCUCCUCUGAAUCAUUCAGAUGUUCAUUGGCAAACUUCAGACGGCCCUGUAUAUGUGCUUUCUUGAGCAGGGGGACCUUGCGGGCGCUGCAGGAUUUCAGUCCUUCACGGCGUAGUGUGUUACCAAUUGUUUUCUUGGUGACUAUGGUCCCAGCUGCCUUGAGAUCAUUGACAAGAUCCUCUUGUGUAGUUCUGGGCUGAUUCCUCACCAUUCUCAUGAUCUUUGCAACUCCACGAGGUGAGAUCUUGCUUGGAGCCCCAGGCCGAGGGAGAUUGACAGUUAUUUUGUGUUUCUUCCAACUGUUGUCACCUUCUCACCACGAUGGUCUUGUAGCCCAUUCCAGCCUUGUGUAGGUCUACAAUCUUGUCCCUGACAUCCUUGGAGAGCUCUUUGGUCUUGGCCAUGGUGGAGAGUUUGGAAUCUGAUUGAUUGCUUCUGUGGACAGGUGUCUUUUAUACAGGUAACAAACUGAGAUUAGGAGCACUCCCUUUAAGAGUGUGUUCCUAAUCUCAGCUCGUUACCUGUAUAAAAGACACCUGGGAGCCAGAAAUCUUUCUGAUUGAGAGGGGGUCAAAUACUUAUUUCCCUCAUUAAAAUGCAAAUCAAUUUAUAACAUUUUUGACAUGCGUAUUUCUGGAUUUUUUGUUGUUAUUCUGUCUCUCACUGUUCAAAUAAACCUACCAUUAAAAUUAUAGACUGAUCAUUUCUUUGUCAGUGGGCAAACGUACAAACUCAGCAGGGGAUCAAAUACUUUUUUCCCUCACUGUACAUAUGACCGGGGCAGCUCUAGCAGGGCAGAAAUUUGACGAACUGACUUGUUGGAAAGGUGGCUUCCCAUGACGGUGCCACGUUGAAAGUCACUGAGCUCUUCAGUAAGGCCAUUCUACUGUCAAUGUUUGUCUAUGGAGAUUGCAUGGCGGUGUGCUCGAUUUAUACACCUGUCAACAACGGGUGUGGCUGAAAUAGCCGAAUCCACUAACUUGAAGGGGUGUCCACAUACUUUUGAAUAUAUAGUGGAUGUUAAUGGGAUGAUAGGCCUACAUGUGUUUAUGUAUAAUUAUAUCAACCAGUCGGUGGUAAAAUUUCUCAAUAAAAUAGAACACACCAGCAUAUUGUAAGUACACCCUCGCUCUCUGACUGGAGAGCUGGAGAGAGAAAGAGAGAGAGAGAGGGUGGUAGGGUGGGGUAGAAGAUGGAGAUAGAUCAAAAAGCAGAGGGCAGAGAGAGAGAGGCGGAAUAAAACAUCCGUGCACCUCUCUGCCAGAUAGUGUUUGGGUGUUUGAGUGUGUUUUUGUGUGGGUAUGUGCACGCCUGUGUCUAUGUGAGAGUGUUUGUGUGUGCGCAUGCCUCUGUGUGUGUGUGUGUGUGAGAGAUGGUUUGCUGUGGCUGCGCGUGUUAAUAGAGAUGAGAGGUGCAGGGUCAGUGUGUGGUGUUGAAUAAUGUAUGAGUUAGAUUUGGCGGAGGGGUCCCAGGGGAGAGGAGGGCUAUUGUAGCAGCCAGACUGCAGACAUAAACAGGCCUGUCUCCCUGCCUGCGUCUCACACACACACACACACACACACACACACACACACACACACACCACACCGGUGCAGGCGCACACACACACACACACACACACACACACACACACACUCUGUAGUCUUCUGGGUAAUACGUUUUCCACUCUAAAUCCUGCCAUUGUGGCAAGGUGACUGUAACAAGACUUCUGUGCUCUGGAGGGGACAGAGAGAGGGAACGGGAGAGGAGGGGAUGAGAGGAGGAGGAGGAGGAGAGGGGGAAAGGAGUGAGAGAGGGAAGGGGAGGAGAGGGGAAGAGGAGAGGAAGAGGGGGAUUUGGGAGGCUAUUGUGGAAGAGUAGCAGAGGAGAGGUGAGAGCGAGGGAACAUGAGGCGAGUGUUGAGAGGAGGGGAAAAGGGGGAUUUGAGAGGCUAAUAUGGAAGGAUAGCAGAGGAGGGGUGGGGGGGAUUCCCCAGGGAUGGGGGUGAUGGGGGUUGGGGAUGGGGAGUCUGCCUGAUAAGGGGAGACAGACAGACAGUUAACACAGGAUGCCGAAAUUACUGCUGUUCUGCUGUUCCCUUCCUUCACAGGGAGAAUUUUCUGAUACAUUUAUCAAAUUAGCCAGGACGCUACGAAUGAUUAUUGAUCUACCUUGAUGGGAUUCGUUUUUCAGAAGUCUAUAAAUUAUUGCCAAAUGGUUGCCAUGAAGUAUGAUUAUUAUAUUCUGUUGUUGUUGUAGUUGUCUUUCUUUCAUGCAUGGUUUGCAGUGCAACUCUAUUAUUUGUUUAUCCGGAUCCCCAUUAGCUUUGGCAGAAGCAGCAGCUACUCAUCCUGGGGUCCACAAGAAACACAAAACAUAACAAGUAAGAAAACACUGAUACACUGAAAGACAAAGACAGUCACCAAAAUGUUAAAUACAACAAUAUAAAAACAAUACAACAACAAAAAUAAGUGUGUGUUUGUGCGUGUCCCCUCACAGUCCCCACCGUUCCAUGAGAUGUUGUUUAAUCCAUUUUUUAAAGGGAAUUUUGCUGUUUGCUUGAGUAAUUGGAGAUGGAAGGGAGUUCCAUGCGAUCAUGGCUCUGUAUAGUACUGUGUGUUGCCGUGAAUUCGUUUUGGACUUGGGGACUGUGAAGACCCCUGGUGGCAUGUCUUGUGGGGUAUGUAUGGGUGUCUGAGCUGAAUGUUAUUUCAUUAUGCAGACAAUCUUGAAUUUUUAAUCACAGUAAUAUUUCCCAUGAAAACUAAAUGAGAAGCAGUUAAUCUCUCGUCAACCCUCAACUAGGAAAGACUGGCAUGCAUGUUGUUGAUGUUAGUUCUGUGUGUGCAGUUAAGGGCAAGGCAUUCUGCUCUGUUUUGAGCCAGCUGCAGCUUUGCUAGGUCUUUCUUUGCUGCACUUGACCAUAUUAGCGGACAGUAAUCAAGAUGGGACAAGCCCAGAGCCUGAACAACCAGUACAAUGGAUUUUUGUGUCAAAAAAGCAGAACAUAUUUUUAUAGCAGACAUACCCCUCCCCAUGUUCACAACAGUUUUGUCAAUAUGACUUGACCAUGAUAAUUGACCAUCCAAUGUUAUACCUGGGAGUUUAGCUUCUUCAGCUUGCUCAAUGGUCACACCCUUUAUGUACAACUCCAGUUGAGGUGUAGGUCUUAGAGAAUGUUUUGAACCAAAUACAAUACUUUUAGUUUUAGAUGUAUUUAAGACCAGUUUUUUAUUAAUCUCCCAUUCUGAUACUGACUGUAACUCCUUAUUUAGAAUUUCAGUGAGCUCACUGGCUUUGGGUGCUGACAUGUAGUGUGGAAUCAUAUUGAUAAUUUAAAGGUACAGUAUGUACAUGUAUACUGUAUGUCAAGGAAUGGUGUCCAUCCUAGAUGCAGUAAUAUUGGAAAUAUUUGUUUUCAGUUACUGUCAUUCUCAAAGCAGUGACUCACUCACUCAUUAACAGGAUGUGUCUCACCCCGACCCCUUUUUUUCUGCCAAUACUGUUUCGCUGACCUCUCUCUUUUCUCUCCCUUUCUCCGUGUUCUCUCCCCCUUCCUCCUCUCCCCUCUCCUCUCCAGAGUUGUGGGAGGUACCAUUUGAGGACAUCUCAGAGCUGCAGUGGGUAGGCAGCGGGGCCCAGGGGGCUGUCUUCCUGGGGAAACUCCACGGACAGGAAGUAGCGGUGAAGAAGGUCCGAGACAUCAAGGAGACAGACAUCAGACACCUGAGGAAGCUCAAACACCCCAACAUCAUCACCUUCAAGUGAGAAUACUAGCAAAAAUAUCAGGGGUUUUCUUCUUCAUCUGCUCAUGUCGUCCCCAGUUUCCUAUUUUCCUUGCCAUUAGUCCCCAGAUCUUUGUGUUCUGAUCAUGUAUGCCUGUGUCUGGGUUGUCCAUGUUUUUGUCUUAUACUGGUGACAAACCACAUUUCCCCUCAGAGAAUCCGUAAGUUGUAUUCAUUAAUUCCCUCCAGGGGUAUGUACAGUAGGUUGUAAAUAGUGAUGAUGUGUUCAGGGUCUUUCUGGCUCAUUUCCUCAACCCUUCUAUCAUCCCACUGUUCCCUCUCUUCCCUACAAAGACGUAGAUCGGUUAUAAAAAUAGAUGAUAUGUUGAGUCAUGUCUUUACUCACCCCCCUUCUCUUUUUCUCCUACCUAUCCUCCCUCUCUCCCUCUCUAGGGGUAUCUGCACCCAGGCUCCGUGCUACUGUAUCCUAAUGGAGUACUGUGCCCAGGGCCAGCUGUAUGAGGUGCUAAGGGCGGGCAGGAAGAUCACCCCCUCCCUGCUCAUCGACUGGGCCAUGGGCAUCGCUGGGGGCAUGAACUACCUUCACCUCCACAAGAUCAUCCACAGGGACCUCAAGUCACCCAAGUGAGUUCUACCUACAUUGAUAACUAUACUUUAACUUCAUUGUAGAUCUGUUUGUGCUUGAGCCAACACCUCUGUUGUGUUCAUUGUCAUGCAAACAUAUGGUCAUACACAAAGUAAAUAUCAAAUUCUACGACUUAUUUCCAUUGAGGUUGUUUUAGUGUCCGUGUAUCACGGUACCAGACCUCAACACCAUAUUCUCGUUAAUGUCGUUUGAAUAGUUAUAGGACGGCUGGCGCUGUGGCUACCGUACAUUUUCCUGACUGUGCCUGUUCCCUCCAGCAUGUUGAUUACGUACGACGACGCGGUGAAGAUCUCCGACUUUGGCACGUCUAAAGAGAUGAGUGAUAAGAGCACCAAGAUGUCAUUCGCCGGUACGGUGGCCUGGAUGGCCCCGGAGGUCAUCAGGAACGAACCCGUCUCAGAGAAGGUCGACAUCUGGUAAGAGUAAGGUCUCUCUCUCUCUCUCUCUCUCUCUCUCUCUCUCUCUCUCUCUCUCUCUCUCUCUCUCUCUCUCUCUCUCUCUCUCUCUCUCUCUCUCUCUCUCUCUCUCUCUCUCUCUCUCUCUCACUCUCACUCUCACUCUCACUCUCACUCUCACUCUCACUCUCUCACUCUCACUCUCACUCUCACUCACUUGGAUUGGAACCAGGUGCUAUGGUCUUUGGCCACGCACACAAGUGGUGGGUUUGGCAUCGAAAGCAGGAUACAUAUGCAGAAAAUAACCUCAUACCUACUGUAAAAUAUGGUGGUGGAUAUUUGAUGUUAUGGGGCUGUUUUGCUUCCAAUGGUCCUGGGGCACUUGUUAAGGUCAACAGCAUCAUGAACUCUACCAAGUACCAGGACAUUUUAGCCAUAAACCUGGUUGACUUUGCCAGGAGGCUGAAACUUGGCCACAAGUGGAUCUUCCAGCAAGACAAUAACCCCAAGCACACAUAAAAAUCCACAAAGAAAUGGUUAAUUGAUUUUAAAAAAUAUUAACAUUUUGCAUCACAGUAUCCGGACUUGAACCUGUGGUUUUAAUUGAAGAGGGCAGUCCAUGAGCGCAGACCAAAGGAUACCAAGGAUCUGGAAAGAUGCUGUAUGGAGGAAUGUUCUAACAUCCAUCCCAAUGUGUUCUCCAAUUUCAUAAAGCAUUAUAGAAAAAGGCUUAGUGCUGUUAUCCUUGCAAGGGGAGGGUGCACAAAGUAUUGAAAAUGGGUGGCAAUACUUUUGAGACAUACUGUAUCUUUGAGAUUUGUUUUUAUUACUUGUUAAACAAAAUAUAUUUCUCUGAGCAAUUGUAUUAGUAUAACAUAGUAUCAUUUUCUCAUUUUUGGAGCAUUACACAGUCUUUUUUGCUCAUCUUUAUCAAGGGUGCCAAUAAUUUAGAAGUGACUGUAUGGUCAAAAUGUUGGACUCUAAAAGGUUUUAGAACCGGGCAAAGCACCCUUGUUUUUAGCAGUAUACUGUAUCUGCUUUAUCUAUCUAAUAGCACUACAUCUCUUGGCCUCAUGGUUAUCUGUUCUGAGAGAAGGGAUGAUUUGAGGCGUUGUGUGUAUCCUCUGUCCUGUCUGCACUAACAUCUUCUGACAUUUGGGCCAGAGAACUGGCUAAAUAUAAAAGAACAUUGGGUUCUUUUUUGUUAGACAAUAAAAUGGGAGGACUCAUUUGAGUGAGUGCUCCUUGUCUUUGGAAAUAUUAGACAUAUGCACUGUGACUAUAUGUGGUAGUGAAACAGCAAGGUUAGAACUUUCCCUCCCAGUACUUUCCUAAUCCCUACCCUGUGACAGGUCUAAACUAUCGUCCUACUCAGUGCCCUGUGCCAGGUAUGUACCAGGUCUCCAGUACCUCCCUGCCCUGUGCCAGGCCUCCCCAUGCUGCACCAAUAAUUGUCUCUCUCCAGAUUAAACAUUGAAGCACAAAUUGAGCUACAGAUUUAGGAUCUUAAAUUGAGCCAGUUUGCUACGGCAGGAAAAUAAUCCUGCAGCAACAGGAAAUGUGAAUUAUGUGGAUUAUAAUUAAUGGACAUUUCUGUCAGGGUUGAUACAUUUGUUGUAAGGUCAAAUCAGGUCUGAAAUUUCAAAGUGGAAAUUACAAACUUUACAAGGCUUUUUCAACCUCAAAUACACUACAAGUUUAAAAUGUCCUGCACUGCUCUCUCCCUCCCACACAAAGCUAUUGGUGCUUUCUCCCUCCCACACAAUGCUAUUGGUGCACUCUCCCUUCCACAUGAUACGAUUGGUGCGUACCAGAGUCACCAUGGCAAUAUAAGGUGCCAUCAACAACAACACUUCCAUAGUCCCUCAGCCUGCGUGUUAUCCCCCAGCCUCUCCCCGACGAUAGGGGCUGAGCCACACACUGGCCCUGAGCCAACCAAGCACCCUGACACCAGACAGGCUAGGGCAUGGGUAGGCAACCCUGUUCCUGGAAUUCCGCAGGUACUGCAGGAUUUUGUUCCAACUAGGCACCACACCUGACCAACUGAGCUAAUUGAUCAGUUCAGUGAUUGCCUAAAUUCAACACACCUGGUCUUCCAGGUCGGCACUCCAGGACCAGGGAAGGCCAAAUCAAAUUUUAUGUACACAUAUUUUGCAGAUGUUAUCGCAGGUGCAGCAAAAUGCUUAUGUUUCUAGCUUCCACAUUGCAGUAAUACCGAACAAUAAAAAACAAUACACACAAAUCCCAAAAAUAAAAAGAAAGAAAUUAAGAAAUAGCAGAGUCCGGAAUAUAAGUAUAUAUGUAUAUGAUGGUGUGUAUAGUCAGUAUGGACAGUAUAUGAAUAGAAAAGGUUUGUACAGCAGUAGUUAUAAAGGAUGAGCCUUGACUAGAAUACAGUAUAUACAAACGAAGUGGGUAAAACAGUAUGUAAACAUUAUCAAAGUGACCAGUGUUCAAUGACUACAGUGGGGAAAAAAAGUAUUUAGUCAGCCACCAAUUGUGCAAGUUCUCCCACUUAAAAAGAUGAGAGAGGCCUGUAAUUUUCAUCAUAGGUACACGUCAACUAUGACAGACAAAUUGAGGAAAAAAAAUCCAGAAAAUCACAUUGUAGGAUUUUUUAUGAAUUUAUUUGCAAAUUAUGGUGGAAAAUAAGUAUUUGGUCACCUACAAACAUGCAAGAUUUCUGGCUCUCACAGACCUGUAACUUCUUCUUUAAGAGGCUCCUCUGUCCUCCACUCGUUACCUGUAUUAAUGGCACCUGUUUGAACUUGUAAUCAGUAUAAAAGACACCUGUCCACAACCUCAAACAGUCACACUCCAAACUCCACUAUGGCCAAGACCAAAGAGCUGUCAAAGGACAUCAGAAACAAAAUUGUAGACCUGCACCAGGCUGGGAAGACUGAAUCUGCAAUAGGUAAGCAGCUUGGUUUGAAGAAAUCAACUGUGGGAGCAAUUAUUAGGAAAUGGAAGACAUACAAGACCACUGAUAAUCUCCCUCGAUCUGGGGCUCCACGCAAGAUCUCACCCCGUGGGGUCAAAAUGAUCACAAGAACGGUGAGCAAAAAUCCCAGAACCACACGGGAGGACCUAGUGAAUGACCUGCAGAGAGCUGGGACCAAAGUAACAAAGCCUACCAUCAGUAACACACUACGUUGCCAGGGACUCAAAUCCUGCAGUUCCAGACGUGUCCCCCUGCUUAAGCCAGUACAUGUCCAGGCCCGUCUGAAGUUUGCUAGAGUGCAUUUGGAUGAUCCAGAAGAGGAUUGGGAGAAUGUCAUAUGGUCAGAUGAAACCAAAAUAUAACUUUUUGGUAAAAAACUCAACUCGUCGUGUUUGGAGGACAAAGAAUACUGAGUUGCAUCCAAAGAACACCAUACCUACUGUGAAGCAUGGGGGUGGAAACAUCAUGCUUUGGGGCUGUUUUUCUGCAAAGGGACCAGUACGACUGAUCCGUGUAAAGGAAAGAAUGAAUGGGGCCAUGUAUCGUGAGAUUUUGAGUGAAAACCUCCUUCCAUCAGCAAGGGCAUUGAAGAUGAAACGUGGCUGGGUCUUUCAGCAUGACAAUGAUCCCAAACACACCGCCCGGGCAACGAAGGAGUGGCUUCGUAAGAAGCAUUUCAAGGUCCUGGAGUGGCCUAGCCAGUCUCCAGAUCUCAACCCCAUAGAAAAUCUUUGGAGGGAGUUGAAAGUCCGUGUUGCCCAGCGACAGCCCCAAAACAUCACUGCUCUAGAGGAGAUCUGCAUGGAGGAAUGGGCCAAAAUACCAGCAACAGUGUGUGAAAACCUUGUGAAGACUUACAGAAAAUGUUUGACCUGUGUCAUUGCCAACAAAGGGUAUAUAACAAAGUAUUGAGAAACUUUUGUUAUUGACCAAAUACUUAUUUUCCACCAUAAUUUGCAAAUAAAUUCAUUAAAAAUCCUACAAUGUGAUUUUCUGGAGAAAGAAAAUCUCAUUUGGUCUGUCAUAGUUGACGUGUACCUAUGAUGAAAAUGACAGGCCUCUCUCAUCUUUUUAAGUGGGAGAACUUGCACAAUUGGUGGCUGACUAAAUACUUUUUUUCCCCACUGUAUGUACAUAGGGCAGCAGUCCCUAAGGUACAGGGUAGAGUACCGGGUGGUAGCCGGCUAGUAACAGUGACUAAGUUCAGGGCAGGGUACUGGGCGGAGGCCGGCUAGUAGUGACUAUUUAACAGUCUGAUGGCCUGGAGAUAGAAGAUGGUAGCGGGGGGAACAGGCCAUGGCUCGUGUCGCUGAGGUCCUUAAUGAUCUUUCUAAAGGCAAUUCACAAUCCAAUUCCAAACUUGCCUUGAUGCCACAGGUAGGUGAUGCCGUAGUCAGACGAGCUUCCAAAGCAACCACAGAACAGGGACUCCAAAGCUCCAAUAGUGUAAAAACAAACAUUUAACAAAAGGUAAUUUCAUAGGCUAUAUUCCAUCGAUGAACAAAGUCAAAGCGAUCAGAUUUAAACUGUAAACAAAAGAUAUAGACUAGUAGCAGCUUUCUUAGUUCCAAGUCGUAGUGUAACAGUAGAAAACAGUAAGGUACCACCAUACCUGAGGCCUAGUAGACCCAUACUGCAAAAAAACAGUAAGGUACCACCAUACCUGAGGCCUAGUAGACCCAUACUGCAAAAAAACUAAAAAGGGAAGGGGAACAUGGGGAAAAAAGGGGUGUGUCCAGGAAAGGCUCCAUAAUGCUUUUAAAUACCCAUGAUAAUCAUAAUAGAAAACCCAAAACAUGAGUUCAUCAACCAUAAUUCAUAAUGAAAUAUUUAUACUUAUAUUCAAUAAUAUAAUUUUUCUAAAUGGAUUAAAAAAAACAAUAAAUAUAGCACAAAGGAAGAAAAUGAGAAUUUGGCUCCAACAAUCUUCUUGGCCUUCCUUUGACACCAGGUGCUGUAGAUGUACUGUAGGGCCAACAGUGCGCCUCCGGUAAUGGGUUGGGCUGACCGCACCACCCUCUGGAGAGCCCUGCGGUUGCGGACGGUGCAAUUGCCGUACCAGGCGGUGAUACAGCCCGACAGGAUGCUCUCAAUGGUGCAUCUGUAGAAGUUUGUGAGGGUCUUAGGGGCCAAGCUGAAAUUCUUCAGCCUCCUGGGGUUGUAGCGCCUUCUUCACCACAUUGUCUUCAGCCUCUCCACUGCGACCCCGUCGAUAUAGAUGUGGGGUGUGCUUCCUCUGCUGUCUCCUAAAAUCCACGGUUAGCUCCUUCAUUUUGUUGACGUUGAGGGAGAGAUAUUUUCCUGUCAUCACUCCGCCAAGGCCCUCACCUCCUCCCUGUAGGCUGUCUCGUCGUUGUUGGUAAUCAGGUCUACCACUGUUGUGUCAUCUGCAAACUUGAUGAUUGAGUUGGAGAUGUGCGUGGCCAUGCAGUCAUGGGUGAACAGGGAGUACAGGAGGAGGCCCAGCACGCACCCUUGUGGGGCCCCCGUGUUGAGGAUCAGCGUAGCGGAGGUGUUGUUGCCUACCUUCACCACCUGGGGUCGGCCCAUCGGGAAGUCCAGGACCCAGUUGCACAGGGUGAGGUUCAGACCUAGGGCCCCAAUCUUAGUGAUGACCUUGGAGGGCACUAUGGUGUUGAAGGCUGAGCUGUAGUCGAUAAACAGCAUUCUUACAUAGGUAUUCCUCUUGUCCAGAUGGGAUAGGGCAGUCUGCAGUGUAAUGGUGAAUGCGUCAUCCGUGGAUCUGUUGGGACGGUAUGCAAAUUGUAGUGGGUCUAGGGUGCCAGGUAAGGUGGAGGUGAUAUGAUCCUUAACUAGCCUCUCAAAGCACUUCAUGAUGACAGAAGUGAGUGCUAUGGGGCGAUAGUCAUUUAGUUCAGUUACCUUCGCUUUCUUGGGUACAGGAACAAUGGUGGACAUCUUGAAGCAAUUGUGUACAACAGACUGGGAUAAGGAGAGAUUGAACUGGUCUGCACAUGCUCUGAGGACACGGCUUGGGAUGCCGUCUGGGCCGGCAGCCUUGCGAGCGUUAACACGCUUACAUUUCCUACUCACGUCGGCCACGGAGAACGAGAGCUCACAGUCCUCAUGAUCAGCGGUGGCCUGCGUCAGCGGCCAGGGGAACACAGUACACACAUAAACACAGGCUGUCUGACUGACCCCUUUACUACUCACAAUCAAACAUGUACACCGCUUUAUGUUCAUUGUGUGUUAGUUCAGAGAUGAAAACAACAUUGGAAAAAGCACGGAGGGUACAUAAAAGAGGAGACAAACACAAGGGGAGGAGUGAUGUGUUGUCUUAUAAAACGUGUGUACUAGAUUGGUUUCAGACUGUCUUUAUUGUAUAAUAAUAAUUUAUUGCAUUUACAUAGUGCCUUUCCACCUACAGUAGGUGCUAAAAGUGCUUUACAUGGUAAGGGGGGAAACUCACAUCUUCCACCACCAAUGUGUAACACCCACUUGGGUGAUGCAUGGAAACCAUUUUGUUCAAGAACACUCACCACACAUCAGCUAUCAUGGUGGAGAGGUGAGGCGUGAUAUAUGCCAAUCAGGAAUCAGUGAGAUGAUUGGGAAUUUGGCCAGGCACCCUACGCAGAGCAAUGUCCCCUUCACUGCCCUGAGAUCUCAGACCAGAGGGAAGAGCCCUCUACUUGCCAUCCAACACCACUUCCAGCCCCAUCUGGUCUCCCAUCCAGGGACUGACCAGGACCAACCCUGAUUAGCUUUAGAGACAGGCCAGCAGUAGGAUGCAGGGUGGUAUGCUGCUGGCAUAUGCUAUGGUAUGGAAAGGUUAGUCUUAAAGAUUAGUUGGAGCUCAUGCAUGUCUCUCUCUCUUUCACUCUAGGUCGUUUGGUGUGGUGCUGUGGGAGAUGCUAACAGGAGAGGUGCCGUAUAGAGAUGUGGACUCCUCGGCCAUCAUCUGGGGAGUGGGCAACAACAGCCUGAACCUGCCCGUCCCAGAGACCUGCCCAGAUGGAUUCAAAAUACUGCUGCGACAGUGCUGGUGA
Molecule: messenger RNA, 17878 nt
Organism: Coregonus sp. 'balchen'
Lineage: Eukaryota; Metazoa; Chordata; Actinopteri; Salmoniformes; Salmonidae
Source: the annotation of a GenBank genome assembly